Molecule: messenger RNA, 6231 nt
Organism: Melanotaenia boesemani (Boeseman's rainbowfish)
Lineage: Eukaryota; Metazoa; Chordata; Actinopteri; Atheriniformes; Melanotaeniidae
Product: tensin-3-like
Exons: 27
Coding region: 340-4449 (1369 amino acids)
Biological process (GO): dephosphorylation
Molecular function (GO): protein binding; phosphatase activity
Source: RefSeq, a predicted model, not a curated record
AUGCCAGAACCUGCGGAGGCUGCAGCCUCAACCUGGACAAGAGGAAGUGGACUAGAGACUGAGCAGAAACAGCAGGAACAGCAGUUCAGAAAGCGAGUAAAGUCUUCCGUUUUUACCGCCGCAGAGAAAGCUGAAGAGAGCAGCAGGUCCAGCUGGGAAAAGUACGCGACCUCUGAUCAGCCUGAGAGCACAUUCCAGCAGAGGGAAAUGAGCCUCUCAGUCCGCACUAAGCCUGUCUGACGGACUGGGGACUCUUUGGACUUUAGCGCACUCAUUCUCAAUCAACAGGGUGAAAAAGAAGAAGGAAAGUUCCUGCUUUCACUUUAGAAGGAAACAUUCAUGAUGGAGGAUGGAUAUGAGCUCGAUCUGACAUAUAUUACAGAACGUAUCAUUGCUGUGUCCUUCCCCUGGGGCUGCUCUGAGGAGAUCUACUCGCACAACCUGAAGGAUGUCACUCGAAUGCUCAAGUCUAAGCAUGCAGAUAAUUAUCUGAUUAUUAACCUGUCUGAGAGAAGACAUGAUCUCUCUAAAAUGAAUCCUAAGACACUGGAUACAGGUUGGCCAGACCUGCAUGCUCCACCUCUGGACAAAAUCUGCACCAUCUGCAAGGCCAUGGAGAGCUGGCUCAACGCUGACCCCCUACAUGUGGUUGUUAUACACUGCAGGGGUGGCAAAGGUCGAAUUGGUGUUGUCAUUUCAUCCUUUGUGCACUUCACUGAUGUAUCAGCCAGUGCUGAUCAGGCAUUGGACCGUUUUGCCAUGAGGAAAUACUACGAUGAUAAAGUCUCAGCUCUGAUGACACCUUCGCAGAAACGGUAUGUUUGGAUCCUCAACAGUUUACUAAGUGGAUCUAUGAAGAUCAAUGCGUCCCCCUUGUUCCUGCACUGCAUCAUUCUUCAUGGGAUACCAAACAUUGAUGCUGCCGGAGCAUGUCGCCCAUACAUCAAGGUCUACCAAGGAAUGCAAGCAGUGUAUUCAUCUGGAGUCUAUCACAUUGGUCCAGGCCACAGAGACCGUGUAUGCAUCACUCUGGAGCCCGCCCAGCUCCUGAAAGGGGACAUCAUGAUCAAAUGCUAUCAUAAAAGUGACAGGACUUCGGAGCGUGAGGUUAUUUUCCGGCUUCAGUUCCACACGGGAGCAGUGCAGGGUUACAACCUGAUGUUUGAAAAAGAGGACAUGGAGACUGCCAACAAAGAUCCAAGAUUUCCAGACUAUGGUAAAGUUGAGCUGGUGUUCUCCGAGGGACCAGAGAGGAUCCCAGGUGCAGACAGGUGGCAUAAUGGACCAGAUGUUAUUGUUGACUACAACACAGCAGAUCCUCUAACCCGCUGGGACUCGUACCAGAACAUCUGUGAUGGUGAAGCACCGCGUUCCCAAGGCCUUACCCAGGACAAACCAGCCAGCAAGAGGAGCCCUAUUGGAGGAGAAGCCACACUGGGGCGAGGGGCUCGCACAACUUCCGCCACUUCGAGUCCUGACCAUAGCGAUCACGCCCUCUCUGUCAGUAGCGACUCAGGGCUGUCCAGCACCUCUCUGUUGCCAGACAACUCUACAACCAUCACCUCCACCACCACCAUCAAGACUAACCACGGACCCAGCCAGCAGGAAAAGGUCCAGCUGAAGCGGCUCCUAAGUGGUUUUGGUCUUGAGGAUCCCUCACUGGAGGAGAUGGGUGAUCAAGGUCCAGGAAUGGGCAUUCAACAGAUAGUCCCAGCACAAGUGCACAUUAAUGGAGAUGCCCGACCCCGUGAAAGGGAAACGGACAUCCUUGAUGAUGAAGUCGUUACGGGUCAUGAUAUGCACAGUGUGGACAGUCUCGGGACACUAUCAUCCUCAUGCCACAAGAGCAGUCAGAACUCCCUAUUGUCAGAUGGUUUUGGAAGUCCUGGAGUAGAGGAACAUCAAAGCCAAAGCCAGCACCACCUGCAUCAUGCUGCACCUCCUCCUAUGGAGGAGUAUGAGAGAUCUUAUGGAGAGCCCAGGAAGGCCUGUCUGAACUCGAGGAGCAAUUCUGUGGCCUCCUCUAAUCCCAGCAGUGCUCCCACACCCAAGCAGCAUGUGUACAGACAAGGAAGCUAUUCUACACAGUCCUGGGUUCGUCAGCAGCAGAUGGUUGCUGCACAGCAGUUUAUCUACAUGCCAGAGGAUGGAAACGACACAGAAAGAUACCCUGGGAACAAGCUGGGGGACAGUUCAGCCAAAGUGGGGCUGUCCACUGAACGACAGGACCUCAUCAGAGACACAGCAGGCGAUGUUGUGAGAAGCAUGGCACCUCACAAGGAACAGGCAAUGACCAACAAUAACAAUAAUAACAAACGAGAUGAGGAGUUCAAAUCUCUGACGAUGGAUAUUGACAAUUCCAUUGAUCAGCUCAAUCAGCUGAUCAUGGAUCUGGAUCCUACAUUCGUGCCUAUGUCGAGCCGUAGCAGCUCCAUUAAGAAGAACGACGGGACACAUGUCAAUGGCUCAGUUGGCAAAUGUUCAAAUGGCGUCAAUCUCAGAUUCAACGAUAGUAACACAGCAACGCUGAAAAACACACAGCAGACAGCUGUCCAGUCCAAUGAUGUGCAAGUGGGUGUCACACGGAACCUAAGUUGCCAGAGGAGGGAUGUAAUGGAUCACCCAGGUUUUUGUAACUCAGGGUGGGGUGAGACAGAGGACUGCAGGGGCCAGCAGGCUUACUGUGCCCCACAGUCACAGCAUUCCAUAUUGUAUAGAAGUGACAGUGUGGGUUACAGAGCCCAAGGCCCUGAUUUGGACAGUGUAGUUGAGGCUGGUAGUGACAUGACUCCACCCACUCCUGCCUUUCCCAUCUCUCCACCUACACCUUAUGUAAAAAAUAUGGCAGAACUGACUGAUCUAAGGCAAAUUCCCUCUGCCAGCAUGUCUUAUGGAAGCUACAAAACAAAUCAUGAACCCCGUGGCUAUUCUGAGAUCAGUCAUGUUGGGGUGGAGACUUUGCCAGAUUCCUCCAUUAACUGCCACAUGAUGCUAAGUUCAUACUCUGCCUCCAUUGUUGGGACCCACGAACAGACAGAUGGCUCAUGUAUGAACCAGUCCUGGCCAGAGCAUCCCGUCAUAAGCCACCAUUCCUCCCUAAGAAACUACCCGUCUGCCCUACAGCCACCACAGCCGUCAAUGUCACUGGACUAUGGUCACCACUCUCCUCCCCUGCACCACCCUGCCCCUAAUUCCCACAGCUCUCCUCGAAGCAGCCAGCUGAGUCGUAUGGCUCACUAUGCCCUCAAUCGCAGUCUGGCUCAAAGCUUUGACGAGCAAGAUGACUCAACCCACAGCUAUGGUACAGACUGUCCAAACAUGAGCAUUAACAGGGCUCUCUUAACCUCAGUGGAUGGGGAGAAUCAGUCUCAAACUCUCCAAAUGCAGCCCCCAUUGCUGCCUGAAAAAAAGCGGGCAUCGGAUGGAGAGCAUUCAUUGGGAACAGCCUCUCCAGCCCUCAGUGGAUUCUCAAGUCCCCACAGUGGGAGCUCCCUGAGUAUCCCUUUCCCCAAUGUUUUGCCUGACUUGUCAGCUCAGAUGCCACACUCAGCCUCACCUUUGCCAGAUGUACUGGCCAGUAAGCAGGUGACUGUGAAGUUUGUACAGGACACAUCAAAGUUCUGGUACAAGCCAGAUAUCUCAAGGGAUAAAGCUAUUUCAGUCUUGAAGGACAAAGAGCCUGGCUGCUUUAUUGUGCGAGACAGUCACUCCUUCAAAGGGGCCUAUGGUCUUGCUAUGAAGGUGGCUACACCCCCUCCAUCAGUUCUUCAACAGAGCAAAAAAGGAGGAGAUCUAGCCAAUGAAUUAGUACGCCACUUUCUGAUUGAAUGCACACAGAAAGGAGUCCGACUGAAGGGUUGUCCCAACGAGCCCUAUUUUGGAAGCUUAACUGCGUUGGUCUGUCAACAUUCAAUCACUCCUUUGGCCCUGCCUUGUAAACUUAUUAUACCUGACAGUGAUCCUCUUGAAGACGUUGUGGAGAACACCUCCCACUCAGUCAAAAACUGUGUUGCUGACUUGCUAAAACAGGGUGCAGCCUGUAAUGUGUGGUACCUGGGCUCUGUGGAGAUGGAGUCACUAACAGGCGUUCAGGCAGUGCAGAAAGCCACCUCUAUGGUCCUGAGCGCCGAAGCUCCACCAAUCUCCACUGUGGUCCAUUUCAAAGUUUCUUCUCAGGGAAUCACCCUCACAGACAACCAGAGGAAGCUCUUCUUCAGGAGGCAUUACAAUGUCAAUACCGUGAUAUAUUGUGCUCUGGACCCUCAAGACAGAAGGUGGAAUAAAGACGGCUGCUCAUCAGCAAAAAUCUUUGGCUUUGUGGCGAGAAAAACCGGCACUUCCAUGGGCAACAUAUGUCACCUGUUUGCAGAGCAUGACCCUGAGCAGCCUGCAAGCGCCAUCGUCAACUUUGUGUCUAAGGUGAUGAUUGGCUCACAAAGGAGUAAGUAGGAUGGAGCUGAUCACCUGGACAGACAUUUACUGAGUAGAUGCAGCAAGCAAAAGACUGAACAACGGACUACAGUAAAUAUGAUGAGUGACGUUGGUGAUGACAUGGACUUAAAUCCUGGAUAUUAACUGGAUGUUCCAGGGAUGCUCAUGAUUACUAUUAUCAAAAAAACCAGUACACACACACAUAUAUAUAUAUAAAUAUAUAUAUAUAUAUAUGUAUGUCUGUAUUAGAAUGAAAAAAUGUUUCUCUACUGGUUUAUAACUAUGUCGAAAAAUCAUUACAACACAGUUUACAAUGACUGCUUUCCUUGUUCAUGCAUAUCAUUGUAUUGACAAAUCAACAGAAUUUGCUCCUAUAGAUGCAUUUAUUAUUUUCUAAUACAGUAUUUAUCCAAACUGAAUUAAUUCAAACAAUUAACAAACAUUUAGUUGUAUCUGACAGAAAAAAACAAAGAAACUUUUCUGCUUUCUUUUUCUUGGUUUGGGAUUAAAAAUAAAAUCAAUUAAGCAAAUAUGUAUAAUUUGGACUUUGGAUCUACAUUUGUUUUGUUUUUUUAAUCUAUGCAGUGUAUUUAAUUUUAGACUAUGGUUCCCUGUACAUCUGUAUUAUGUAAGUUGUUUCUUUGUACCUGAUAGAUUAUUCUUGUGUUGAUGCUUUUGAGCUUGACCACUUUAAAAAGAUGGAAGCAUGUGGUGUGUUUCUGGUCAUGUGUGUUCAAUUAAGAGAAAUUGGAAUAUUAUAGAUAGAUAGAUAGAUAGAUAGAUAGAUAGAUAGAUAGAUAGAUAGAUAGAUAGAUAGAUAGAUAGAUAGAUAGAUAGAUAGAUAGAUAGAUAAAACUAUUCAAAGGACACAGGCGGCUGUAUUGAAAGAACUUUAAAAAAGGCGGGGGGGGGGGGGCUGAAUUUUGGUGUUGGAAUUGCACAAAUAUAUGUUCUAUCAAACUUACUCAGUUUUUCAUCUGUCAAUGACAUAUACAAUACACUUGGUCUGGGAAAAAGUUAGAACUGUUGAUUAUCCAAGCUAAUUGUUAAAAUUGAAUAUAAGAUGAUGAUAAUUGUAUGUGUGUGUGUGUGUGUGUGUGUGUGUGUGUGUGUAUGUACUGGAUAACCAUUUUUAUCCAGAGAGGGACCUACAGUCACAACAAAGCUGUUGUAUUUUUUAUUAACUAUUAUCUGUACCUCAUACUUAUCUCAUAGAAUACUGUGCAUUUGUGUAUAACAUGUUAUUUGUGAACAGCUUAUUUGUUUAUUGACUUUGCAUUGUCUAUGUGUUAUUGUAAAUAAACAGUGAAACAAUAUUUAAUCUGGAUAAUGUAGGUUCACAGUGGCCAGGCAAACCAGUAAAGAUUUCAGAAAGUUACUAAUCAAGAUGUGUGGCAAUGAUGUAAAAGACAACUCUUUGCUGAUGCUCAUAUUGAUAAAACAAACAAGAUGCAAUGUGUUGACUAGUUGAAACUGCAGAGCUGUCUGUGGAUAGAUUUGUACCCAUUUCUAAAGAAAUGUGAUAUCUGCUUUUUAUCUUUCUGGAAAACUUGUAGCUGUGUAGAGCUUCGCUUUGACCCAGAAUAUCUGCAUAAUGGCAAUUUUAAAAUAUAAAAUGCAUGGACACCUUAGUGAACAGGCAUAACAGCCAAAAGCCAGGGGUCAAGGAGGCCAAAUGUUACAUAAACCAAAAAACCAAAUACAUAAUAUCGGAAAUACAAAACUACAUUGGCUAUAGAUAGAUAUAAAGUAAUAAAAAUGUGUGUCACAAAUAACCAAGUGACCAUAAAAAAGCAAGAA